Gossypium raimondii (Peruvian cotton) is the source of this 665-nucleotide messenger RNA. RefSeq names its product beta-adaptin-like protein C. NCBI's taxonomy places the organism in Eukaryota, Viridiplantae, Streptophyta, Magnoliopsida, Malvales, Malvaceae. Gene Ontology annotation, cellular component: membrane coat. The record is from RefSeq and is a predicted model, not a curated record. Bases 85 to 372 code for a protein of 95 amino acids. The transcript has 3 exons. Gene Ontology annotation, biological process: intracellular protein transport; vesicle-mediated transport.
AAGUGUGAGGCUCUCAAGCGACUCCUCGCUCUCAUCGCUCAAAGCUUCGACGACUCUAAUUACUUCCCUCAGGUUGUUUAAAACAUGGCAUCUCAAUCUUUGGAAGUAAAGAAACUUGUUUAUUUGUAUCUACUGCAUUAUGCUGAAAAGCGUCCCAACGAAGCAUUGUUGUCAAUUAAUUGUUUCCAGAAGGAUUUGGGGGACCCUAAUCCCUUGGUGAGAGCAUGGGCACUUCGCACCAUGGCUGGAAUUCGUCUUCAUGUUAUUGCACCUCUUGUUCUGGUGGCUAUGGGCAAGUGUGCUAGAGAUCCAUCUGUUUAUGUUAGAAAAUGUGCAGCUGUGCUCUUCCAAAAGUACAUGAUUUGCGCCUAGAGGAACAUACCUCGGCAAUUGAAGAGGUUCACUUGAUAGAUUUAUUUCUUCAUGGUUAUUUUUGCUUUCGUGUUAUCCACCAUUUAUUAUGACCUUACUUUGCUACGACUCGAUUUCCAUUGUUAAGAUCAGUUGAAAACUGCUUCCUUAAAAGGUUUGGUAUUUUUGGACAGAAGGUUUUAGACUAGUUUGGCAUGCAAUAUGCAAAGAUAAUAUCUUUUCAUCUUUUGUGCCUGCAUUUUUCAGGAAUUUUUUUGUACCUAAAUAAACAUUCAUAGAUUUUUGCUUCUUUA